This is a messenger RNA of Folsomia candida, 1203 nucleotides long. RefSeq names its product adenylate kinase isoenzyme 6 (gene Ak6). Lineage: Eukaryota; Metazoa; Arthropoda; Collembola; Entomobryomorpha; Isotomidae. The record is from RefSeq and is a predicted model, not a curated record. Bases 237 to 773 code for a protein of 178 amino acids. The transcript is spliced from 6 exons. Gene Ontology annotation, molecular function: ATP hydrolysis activity; ATP binding; AMP kinase activity. Gene Ontology annotation, cellular component: nucleus; cytoplasm.
CUGGGAAGCGCGUUUAAAAAGCAUUCUCAGCAGCAUGCUUUUUUCCACUCUCUCACUUGACCACUUUCUUAUAUUGACAAACCAUUGUAUAGCAACGUCGCAGUUAUUAUUAUUCCUGUGGCUGCAAGCUGGUUAUUCAUUUUCUAGAAAUAUAACACCCUAUUUAGGAUUCUAAAUCGGUGAGGCGAACUGGCCUAAUUAAUUUCCACGUCGUGUGCUAGAGGUUAAUUGACAAUAUGCGAACUCUGCCCAACAUUUUGAUUGCAGGGACCCCCGGCGUGGGCAAGUCCACUUUGUCGCAAGUGGUAUCGGAAGAAACUGGACUGGAAUGGUUGGAUGUUAGUCAAAUCGCCAAGGAAAACAAAUGCCUGGAAGGUUAUGACUCAUCCUACGGUUCCCACAUUCUUAAUGAAGAACGGUUGCUGGAUGAAAUCGAGGACCAAAUGGAAGAAGGUGGAAAAAUCGUCGACUACCAUGGCUGUGACUUCUUUCCCCAGCGAUGGUUCGACAUUGUGUUCAUUUUGAGGACUGAUAAUACUGCCCUGUAUGAUCGACUGGUUAAUCGAGGUUAUUCCGGAAAGAAACUAGAGGAUAAUGUACAGUGUGAAAUCUUUCAAACAAUUCUAGAUGAAGCGAAAGAAUCAUACGCACCAGAAAUUGUUUUUGAACUCCCUUCCAACACGUCCUCAGAUAUGGAAUCCAACUCCGAAAAAAUUACACAGUGGGUCCAACAAUACAAAGAAAAAGCUUCCAACAGCGGAAUGCAAAUGUAAUCAAGUCAGUAGAUUUAUUAGUUGUAAUUUUUCUAAUUUGUAAUUUACUUGUUUACGGAAUCCUCAAUAUGCAAACUUUAUAUUGUAAAGUAUCUAUAUACUACUUAUUUGUCUAAUACGUAUACAUAUUUAUCAUUGGCUCUAAAAAAAUUAACGAUUAGAUUAAUUAGCCAAUGCUGAAUUAUAAUUUUUUUAACCGUACGAACACAACGCACACGAUAAGAUACUACAAUACGCUGGCUGGCAAUAAUAUAUGAAACAAAAUAUAAAUUCCAUCAGUGGUGAAAGUUGGUUUUUAGCUUUGUUGCAACCGUCUCAGAUGCUCUCCAGGAUUCCAUGAUAUUACAUCAAGUUAUUGUUGGUGACUUACUGUCAACAUUAUUAUUCUCUGGAUGCAAUAAUUAUAAAUAAAUAAAUAAUAUCAUUAUGA